GAAAAGCCUCAUAUGGGAGCAGAGGAGGAGCAGUCAGUCAGGGUGCUGACACUCCACUGGAGGAAGCUCACUGCUGCAGUCGAUGCUGGCUCCCUCUCCCCCGCGGAGGUAACGCUCUGCUCGGUGUAAGCGCAUAAACAAGCGGAGCGGAGCAAGAGAGAUGCCGCAGAAGACCAAGUAACGCUCCUGUGGACUUUUGUAGACUCAGGAGAGAAGAGGCCAAGCCUUUUUUGCUCUUCAGUGCUCCCAUUGUCCCUAGCCAGCUUUCAAUGUGGGAUCCAGUGUUUUCGCUCUCGCCAGGCUGAAAUCCUCCAGGGUCAGGACCUCGCUCAUGGCGGCCCUGCUCCUUGGGCUGCUGCUCUUCGCCAUGCAGUCCCCAACCGUCCCCUCCUCCGGGCCACUGACCGACACAGAGGGGCCGCCCGUCUCUCCUUCCCCGGUCGGCAACGGCACCGUGUGCCAUCCCAACGGGACGGUGCAGCAGCUGCCGCGGGUCCUCAUCAUCGGCGUAAGGAAAGGCGGGACGCGAGCGCUCAUCGAGAUGCUGAGCUUGCACCAGUCUGUAGCUGCGGCCCAGAACGAGGUGCAUUUCUUUGACUGGGAGAGCCACUUCCAGAAGGGCUUGCCUUGGUACCGCAGCCAGAUGCCCUUCGCCUACCCUAAUCAGAUCACCGUGGAAAAGACGCCGGCGUACUUUACAUCCGCCAAAGUCCCCAAGCGGAUCCAUCAGAUGAACCCGGACGCCAAGCUGCUGCUCAUCCUCAGAGACCCCACGGAGCGUGUGCUGUCGGACUACACGCAGGUCUUCUACAACCGCCUUCAGAAGCACAAACGCUACCAGCCCAUCGAGUCAGUGCUAAUGAAGGAUGGCGUGGUCAACCUGGGCUACAAGGCGCUCAAUCGCAGCCUGUACUACGUGCACAUGCAGAAUUGGCUGCGGUACUUUCCGUUGGAGAGCAUCCAUCUGGUGGAUGGCGACCAGCUCAUCCGAGACCCCCUUCCCGAGAUGAAAAAGGUAGAGCAUUUCUUAAGACUGGAGCCGCAGAUCAACGCCUCCAACUUCUACUUUAACAAGACCAAGGGAUUCUACUGCUUGCGAGAGCACGGGCGGGAGCGCUGCCUGCACGACUCAAAGGGCAGGGCGCACCCUCGCGUGGCUCCCGCCAUCUUGCAAAAACUCUACCAGUUCUUCCACCAGCCCAACAGGAAAUUCUUUGAGCUGGUGGGCCGAACAUUCAACUGGAAGUGAAAGCCUUCUCUUUCGGUCCUAACAGAGUAGAUGGACACAUUGCUAAAUCUAUUUUGACACAAGGUAGACUUUUCAUUUAAAAUUUCAGGACGAACCUAUAAUGGAAUGUUCCCUGUUUACUUCUCUAAUGGGUUUUUUUUAAUUUUGGUGAUUUUCUAAGUCGAACCAGUCAAAAAAUGAUUAUAGCAGAAAUUAAUGUGAGCAGACCACACUCCGCCUCCGGCAGCACGUGGGGAUGAAGAAACAUCUACUCAGUGACUAUGUUAAAGGGUUUUUUUUCAAUUUAAAAUUGAUUACCUUUAACAAGAUACAAUCUUGGCGGGCUAAUGCACCUUUUUUGCACUGUAAAUCUUGUGAAAAUGUAUCCUAGUCUCCAUGACUACCAUUCUUCCAUCCAGAAGACAUCGAACUUCCGCCAAAGCACAGAAAAAAGUAGUUCUUGAAAUAUGUAGUCUUGGCAAUCACUAUACGUUUCCACAACAAGCAUUUACAAUGCUGGUAUUUAAUCUUAAUUUGUAACCCUAACCCUAACCCAACUGAAAGGACUAUGUGCUACUGCAUUGGUUUCAUUCAGUCACUUCUGGAAAAUGACCACAAUUGUUUGUAUCCUGCGACAACAAUUUCAUAUUUUAAAUCUCUGUUUAAUGAAAUGUAAUCUAAUUUCAAUAUAAUUGUGUCCAGAUUUAAUUUAAUAACUGUGCACUUAUUUGCUGAUUAUGACGGUGUACCGUAAGAGUGUGUUCUGGUGUGAUUUUAGUAGGAUUUCAAGCAGGAGAGCAUGUGUUGUAUUUAGUAGAGAGCUGCCACACUUCAUUUUUUAUGUUGUAAAAUUAAUGAUAUAUUAAUUAUAAAAUUUGGGUAAAUUAAAUAAUUUUGGUGAAAAAAAACGGUUUCAUAGCAAAGUGUUUCUCAGCCUUUUCAGCAGCCUCUACGCCUAUGAAAUGAUACUAUUGUUUUAGAUUUCUGCGAUUCACACGCCUUACAAAAUAAUGAAGUUGGGAAAGGAACGAAUACUUGAUUUUAGAGGAAAUGGGAUUUUAAAAAAAAAAUCCAAAUUAUAUGUUAUUGUCUAUCCAAGGUGUUCGGCCCUGUAAACCUGCCAUGUCUGUGGAAUGUUCUGUGACUAUUUUUAUGAAGUGAGUGGCGCUGCUUACAUUCAUGUUGCUACAAAAACCAUGUAGUUUGAUCCUAAUCGAGUGCUUAACAUUUUGUGUGAUUUCCUACUAAUUUCUGGUGAUGUUGCCUGUGAAUACUUUUCUAAAAUGAAUAUUUAAUACCACAUUAAAGAGCUAUAUUAUUUUCA
This is a messenger RNA of Syngnathus typhle (broad-nosed pipefish), 2552 nucleotides long. It is a transcript of the gene hs3st1, whose product is annotated as heparan sulfate (glucosamine) 3-O-sulfotransferase 1. The record is from RefSeq and is a predicted model, not a curated record. The coding region runs from base 332 to 1249 and encodes 305 amino acids. Gene Ontology annotation, molecular function: [heparan sulfate]-glucosamine 3-sulfotransferase activity. NCBI's taxonomy places the organism in Eukaryota, Metazoa, Chordata, Actinopteri, Syngnathiformes, Syngnathidae. The transcript is spliced from 2 exons.